Messenger RNA from Tripterygium wilfordii, 810 nucleotides. Its product is annotated as CEN-like protein 2. The record is from RefSeq and is a predicted model, not a curated record. The coding region runs from base 46 to 576 and encodes 176 amino acids. Gene Ontology annotation, biological process: negative regulation of flower development; vegetative to reproductive phase transition of meristem. Gene Ontology annotation, cellular component: cytoplasm; nucleus. The transcript is spliced from 4 exons. NCBI's taxonomy places the organism in Eukaryota, Viridiplantae, Streptophyta, Magnoliopsida, Celastrales, Celastraceae.
GGUUUCAAAUUUGUUGUUUAGCUCUUAAUUAUUUAGUUUAAUUUGAUGGCGAAGAUGUCUGCAGAGUCAUCUCUUGUGAUUGGAAGAGUGAUUGGAGAUGUUGUUGACUCCUUCACUCCCAGUGUGAAAAUGGGUGUCACUUACACCUCCAACAAACAAGUCUUUAAUGGACAUGAGUUCUUCCCCUCAGCUGUCACUCAAAAACCAAAGCUUGAAGUUCAUGGUGGUGACAUGAGAUCUUUCUUUACCCUGGUCAUGACUGACCCAGAUGUUCCAGGUCCUAGUGAUCCAUACCUCAGGGAGCAUCUGCACUGGAUAGUGACGGACAUCCCAGGCACAACAGAUGAUACAUUUGGAAAAGAGGUGGUGAGCUAUGAGAUGCCAAGGCCAAACAUAGGAAUACACAGGUUUGUGUUCCUUCUGUUUAAGCAGAAACGCAGACAAGCAGUGAUAUGGGCACCAGCUUCAAGGGACAAAUUCAAUACUAGAAAGUUCGCGGAGGAGAACGAGCUUGGCCUUCCUGUGGCUGCUGUUUUCUUCAAUGCUCAGAGAGAAACUGCUGCAAGAAGACGUUGAAAUCAUGCAUAAUAAUAUUUAAUAACCUAGCUUAAUUUCUACUAAACUAAGCUCCAUCGUUAAUACAGUGCAAUUCUGUAAUAAAUCUCUAUUAAUUGCACGUAGCAGACCAAAUACCCCUGGCAGUGAUCUGUUUAUUGUUGUUGUACAAGACCUAGUGAUGCUUCUAUAAUAUUGGCUUGGCUUGUUGUAUACAAAUAUUAUGGGUUGUUCUAUAAAUGCAGUGAUUAUUUA